Messenger RNA from Leptosomus discolor (cuckoo roller), 501 nucleotides. NCBI's taxonomy places the organism in Eukaryota, Metazoa, Chordata, Aves, Leptosomiformes, Leptosomidae. The record is from RefSeq and is a predicted model, not a curated record.
AGUUUUAUUAAUCAAAAAAGAAAAGAAAUAGAAGAUGAAGAUGUGUCUGAACCACUUAUGCAAAAACAUGAACAAAAGAUUAGACACUUUGGUAUGCUGAGCAGAUGGGAUGAUAGUCAAAGAUUUUUGUCUGAUCACCCAUAUCUUGUAUGUGAAGAAACAUCUAAAUAUCUCAUGUUGUGGUGUUUCCAUCUAGAAGCUGAACAGAAAAGAGCUCUGAUGGAGCAAGUAGCACAUCAAGCAGUUGUAAUGCAGUUUAUUAUAGAAAUUGCCAGAAGCUGCAAUGCGGAUCCAAGAGGCUGUUUUCGUCUCUUUUUCCAAAAAGCCAAAACAGGAGAAGGCUAUUUUGAGGCUUUUAAAAACGAACUUGAGGCAUUCAAGAUGAGAGUGAGAAUUUGGUCACAAUCACAUGGCUUUCAGACUGUGUUACUACAUGAUCUGAGUGUCAAUCCUGGUCUUGUAGGAGAGCUGACGUGUUCUCCACAGGUAAGUCAAGCCUAA